This is a messenger RNA of Iphiclides podalirius (scarce swallowtail), 1305 nucleotides long. The record is from the annotation of a GenBank genome assembly. NCBI's taxonomy places the organism in Eukaryota, Metazoa, Arthropoda, Insecta, Lepidoptera, Papilionidae.
AUGGGCAAGUGUUUGAUAUUGAUCGGCGGCUACACGUUCUCCAAGCCCAGCCACGGCCACACGUGGCCGUGUUCCACGAAGCGCACAUGCAAGGCCAAGCUGAAACUCGACGACGAGGGGACGGUCGUCGAGCUCAACAACCACCACAUCCACCCGCCCAGGAAGUUCUUCAGGACCUCGAGCGGGAAGUUGGUGCGGAGAGGCAAAGAUCUAAUCCUGUUAGAUGGUUAUACAUACUCGAAUUCGAAAUGCAAUACUUGGAUUUGCUCAACGCACUACCCUCAGUGCAGAGCCAGUUUAAAAAGAGAUAGAAGUGGAAGGGUGUACGGCGCAAGCAACACCGACUACGAGAUCAUAAAGUCGCAGAGGGGUAAGGAUCUCUUGCUGGUCGGCGGUUACACGUUCAACCAGAGGAGUUUGAACAGCUGGCAAUGUUCGACACACCACAUGUGCAGGGCCAAGUUGAACCUUUGCCGCGGCAGGAUCACCUUCAUUUACAACGAGCACGACCACCCGCCUAGAAAGCUCUGGCAGUCGAAAAGCGGCAUGUAUUACCGCUUCACGUUCCUACGAGAUUCAAGUGUUCACUACAUUCGAACGUUUGUUGCAGGCUCCACUGACUAUGAGAUCAUCACCUCGCAGAGAGGGAAGGACCUCCUAGUAGUCGAUGGGUACACGUUCAACCAGCGAAGCGUGAACAGCUGGAAGUGCUCCACCAACCAGUGGUGCCGGGCCAAGCUCACCCUGACCGACGGAAAGAUCGUUUUCAUAAUGAACGUCCACAAUCACCCGCCGAAAAAGCAUUUGCAAACGAAAAAAUGGUGCUUCAACGCGAAACCUAGUUUGUCGUACGACGUGGUGGUUUCGCAGCGAGGCAAGAGUAUGAUACUGAUCAACGGCCACACCUACUCCAGGAUGAACAACAGCUCGAACACCUGGGUCUGCUCCAAGAAGAACGCGAAAUGUAAGGCCAAGCUGAGAGUGGACCACGAGGGGAGCAUACUCGACAUCUCGGAGUUCCACUGCCACCCGCCCCGGAGCUACAUUGACACACGUGGUCGAUUUGCAGACGACCUGAAGUUCAUAAAGCUGUCCGAGAACAAGAGGCUGCUGAUGGUGAACGGGUACACCUUCGCGAAGACCUCGCCCCGGCACUGGUACUGCUCGAAGAAGGCCAAGAGCUGCAAGGCGAGGGUGUUCCUCAACGCCGAAGAGAAUGCAGUGGUGUUCCGCGACGACAACCACAACCACCCGCCGCCCGAGUACGGUCUGACGUGCGAGGGGUACUACGUUAAAAUAACCGGC